AUGGCGUCCACGUCCCGGCAACAACCUUCAUGGGCCGAACCGCAUUCCGGGUCGCCAUCAAAGCUGAGCCUUUACAACUCGCUCGUGAGGGCUAAGACGCCCUUCCGCCCUGUAGAUCCAGAAGGCAAAUCAGUCACCUGGUAUUCUUGUGGUCCAACCGUAUACGAUGACGCGCAUCUCGGGCACGCUAGGAACUACACUUCGAAUGAUAUCCUCCGGAGAAUAAUGAAUGACUACUUUGGAUUUGAUGUGCAAUUCGUACAGAAUAUAACUGAUAUCGACGACAAAAUUAUCUUAAGAGGUCGUCAAGCGCACUUAUUGUCGAAUUUCCAAUCCGAGCAUGCCCAAAUUACGGAUGAUGUCCUCGCCACAACUUCCAAGGCCUUCGAUGCCUACAUCAAAAAGAACUUACCGCUCCUCAACCCAGGACUGAAGCCUGAAGACUUCAAAAAAGAGUCGGCAGAGAAAUAUGCAGCAGUCCUCAAAGGCAAGUCCGUCGAUGGAACAGGACCUCCUGGUGACAAGGAGGCUAAGAUCAAGAUGCAUCUUAAGACGGCGGGAAAUGCAGUGACCGCCUUACUUUCACCGUCUAGAAGCUCCAAUGAGGAUAUUGCGAAGUUUUGGGAAGGCGCCGAGGAUGUACUAUUGCCAUACCUCGAUUCACUUCAUGGCACCUCGAUCUCUAGCAGCGACCACGGCAUCUUCACAGCUCUUACCAAAAAAUACGAAGACCGUUUCAACGCUGACAUGGAAGCAUUGAAUGUUUUACCUCCAAACGUGGUCACACGUGUUUCUGAAUAUGUACCGCAAAUCGUCGCUUUUACGGAACGCAUCGUCUCGAAUGGCUUUGCAUACCAGGCGGGCGAUGGAGUGUACUUCGACAUCGCAGCGUUCGAGAAGGUCAAGAACAACCAUUACGCCCGGUUGGAGCCCUGGGAACCGGACGAACACCGACUUACAGGCAGACGCGACUUCAGUCUUUGGAAAACGUCCAAGCCAGGCGAGCCUGCAUGGGAUUCGCCAUGGGGACCAGGGCGCCCGGGAUGGCACAUUGAGUGCAGCGUGAUGGCGUCGGAGGCCCUAGGCUCUCAAAUCGACAUUCACAGUGGUGGUAUUGACCUCUGCUUCCCCCAUCACGAUAACGAACUUGCCCAGAGCGAAGCAUACUGGUCGACUGAAGGUGGACAUCAAUGGAUCAACUACUUUUUGCACAUGGGCCAUCUCUCCAUCGCCGGCUCGAAAAUGUCGAAAUCGUUGAAGAACUUCACCACCAUCCGCGAAGCGUUAGCGCGUGGUGAUUGGACCUCAAGAAGCUUGCGUAUAAUCUUCCUCCUUGGCGGCUGGCACGACGGCAUAGAGAUCACGGACGAUAUGAAGAAAGCGGGCUCUUCCUUCGAGAGCUACGUGACGAACUUCUUCCUGCGCAUCAAGGAUCUCAAGAUCCACCCAAACACCACAUCGACCGGUACAGAGGACGCGAAGAUCAAGGCGGCGCUGGAAUCGGCCAAAUCAAAAGUACACGAGGCAUUGGCGGACUCAUUCGACACCCCUGCCGCUAUCCGUGCUAUUCGGGGAUUGAUCGAAGAUUGGAACACGGCCGACAAGGCCGGGCUCAGUGACGAUGUCUCAAGAGAUCUUGGUGUCUUCGUGACGAGGAUUCUUAGAAUCUUCGGUCUUGACGGAAAGGCUGAUCCAAAUGAUGGCGGCAUCGGGUGGUCAGGUAUCGAUAUUCCAGAAGUCUCUAAAGAGUUUGUCUACGCCGCAUCUCGUCUACGCGACGAAGUCCGCCAACGCGCUAUCGCUAAGGAUGAUCUUUCGGAGGAGACGCUCAACUCAGUCAUCUCAAAGGAUAAGCCGAGCAAACAACAGGACGCGGCAGCCGAAGACCUCCUUCGCCUCUCGCAGCAGAAGUCAGAGGCGAAGGAUUUCCUUGAGCUCUCUGACCGUCUUCGUGAUGUGCACCUUUGGAAAGCAGGUGUCUAUCUCGAGGACCGCACCAACGCGCCCGCUAUGGUGCGACCCGUCGACGCUGAGCUACGCGCCGAACGCGAGCAGAAGGAAGCUAUCGCUCGGAAGAAGGCCGAAGCGAAACAGCAGCGCGAGCGUGAAGAGGCGGAGAAGAAAGCUAAGCUGGCCGCGCAGGCGAAGAUUAGCCCCAAGGAUAUGUUCAAAACGGAGGAGUACAGCGCAUGGGACGACGAUGGUGUGCCAACCAAGGACAAGGAAGGCGCUGAUGUACUUAAGAGCAAGGCGAAGAAGCUGCGGAAGGAAUGGGAGAAGCAGAAGAAGUUGCAUGACGAGCAUCUUAAGGGUGUUGGCAGUUCGUGA
Molecule: messenger RNA, 2328 nt
Organism: Didymosphaeria variabile
Lineage: Eukaryota; Fungi; Ascomycota; Dothideomycetes; Pleosporales; Didymosphaeriaceae
Gene: CYR1
Product: cysteinyl-tRNA synthetase
Exons: 3
Coding region: 1-2328 (775 amino acids)
Biological process (GO): cysteinyl-tRNA aminoacylation
Cellular component (GO): cytoplasm
Molecular function (GO): cysteine-tRNA ligase activity; ATP binding
Source: RefSeq, a predicted model, not a curated record